Messenger RNA from Cyphellophora europaea CBS 101466, 897 nucleotides. RefSeq lists its product as uncharacterized. The transcript has 4 exons. Lineage: Eukaryota; Fungi; Ascomycota; Eurotiomycetes; Chaetothyriales; Cyphellophoraceae. Bases 1 to 897 code for a protein of 298 amino acids. The record is from RefSeq and is a predicted model, not a curated record.
AUGGCCAAUGUCCUAGCGGCGAUUUUGCUCGUGGCGGUUGUCAAAGCUGAUUCAUACAACGGAUACGGCUGGAACAGAGACGGCGGGGGUCGAGGAUGGAGGUAUGGCGACGACAACGACGACGACGACGACGGCGACGGUAAUAGCAUUUACGGCGACGAAGCGAACGGCUUCGGGCUGGGAAGUGCUGCGUCCUUCGACCGAGCCAACAAUGUCUUGAUCGCCCACGCGAUCGUCGCUUCAGCCGUAUGGGUGCUGUUCGUACCAUGGGCAGCCCUCAUUCUUCGCAUCAACCUCAAAAGCCCCAUCGUGCUCAAGCUGCAUGCGGGCUUGCAGAUCUUUUCGUACCUGGUAUACAUUGCUGGUGCUGGCAUGGGAAUCUGGCUGGCGCAGCAGAUGGCACCUUACGGUGUCUGGAACGAUGUCCACCCGCGACUCGGCCUCGCAAUCCUCGCCAUCGCGUUUUUCCAGCCUAUCUUCGGAUUUGUUCACCAUCGUAUCUUCAAAAAGCGUGGUCGUGUUCAUCUGUGGGUUGGUCGUUCCCUAAUCGUGCUGGGUAUUAUCAACGGAGGACUCGGGAUCCGGCUGACAAGCUUCUCUCCCUUUCGCACUGAUGCUCAGACGCGCACGAGUGCAAUUGUGUAUGGAGUUAUAGCUGGCGUCAUGUUCGCCUUGUAUGCCCUGCUCGUCGCCAUGUUCGAGACUCGGCGAAAGCGUGCUCAAGGCAAAGCUCCGCCCUACAAUAUUGCUCAACAAAAGGGCCUCCCUUCCUAUGAGGAAAGUCAGAGUUCUGCAUCGAGUUUGGCCUCGAGACAAAACACCGGCGGGUACAAUGGUACUGGUCCUGCACCCACUGCAGCACCAAUACCCGGUGGGAAUGCUCCACGGUACUCGUGA